This is a messenger RNA of Microthlaspi erraticum, 1230 nucleotides long. NCBI's taxonomy places the organism in Eukaryota, Viridiplantae, Streptophyta, Magnoliopsida, Brassicales, Brassicaceae. The record is from the annotation of a GenBank genome assembly.
AUGGCGCAGGAGCAGGAAGGGGCGGUGGUUGAGAGCGGUGAGCAAAAUGAUCCCCCCGUCGCCGCAGUUGCCGCAACGGCAAACGCAACCUCCGAUAGCGUGAAGGAGAAGCGAAAGGGAUUAUUCUCGCGUGUUUGGAAUGCUAUAUUCAGGGUUAGGGGAGACGAUUUCGAGAAGAGACUUCAAUACAUUUCAAAGGAAGAAGCGACUGUUCUAUCACGGAUGAAGCGCAGAUUAAUUACAUGGAGGAAACUCACUAGAAAUCUCAUCGUCUCCUCUGUGAUAAUUGAGAUAAUUGCUGUGGGUUAUGCGAUCAUGACAACGAGAGCAGGUGAUUUGGAUUGGAGAAUGAGGAGUUUCCGAAUAUUGCCGAUGUUUCUUUUACCUCCUGUGGCUGCUCUUGCUUAUUCCUCGAUCGUCAGCUUCUCCAAGAUGUUUGACCGCAGAGAUCAAAAGAAUUUGGAAAAUCUUCGAGCAGAAAGGUUGGCAAAAAUCAAUGAGCUUAAAGAAAGGACCAAUUAUUACACCACCCAACAACUUAUUCAGAGAUAUGACCCCGAUCCAGCUGCAAAAGCAGCAGCUGCGACUGUCCUGGCAUCGAAAUUGGGAGCCGAUUCAGGUUUGAAAGUAUUUUUAGGAGAUGAAUCCCAACUCGAUCCAUCCUCAGGGAAGAGCAAUGACAUGGAGGUCAACCACUCACGAGGGCUGAGGAAUCGAAGACGACCAAAUACUAGACGCCACAGUUCUGGAAGCACUUCAGCACAUCAUUCUGAUGAUGAGUCUCACCAUUCUGGGACAAGCGAGAGAUUCCCCGGCACUGCAGAGCAAAACCAGCAGAUGUUGGUUGAGCAUUAUAGUCCUCAGGGACAUGCGGCUCCUGAUGGCAGUUGGAUCUCACGCAUCGCAGCACUCCUCGUGGGCGAAGAUCCCACACAGUCAUUUGCACUCAUUUGUGGAAACUGUCAUAUGCAUAACGGACUUGCUCGGAAAGAGGAUUUCGAUUACGUUACGUAUUAUUGCCCUCACUGUAACGCUCUGAACAAACCGAAGCAUUCAGAGGAAAACCCACUUAUUCGUCCUGUUUCCGCUCCACUGCUCACAAAUUCUGCAACAUUGGUUGAAACCAGUGAAGUGGUUAAUAGCAGCAGCUCGAGUAGUGAACGUGGAAAUAGUCCCACCCCAGAAAUAAAGGAGGAAGCUGCGACUACUGAGACCGGGACACCGAGCUGA